AUGUCCAUCCCAACUCCAACUGGUUUCGGUGUCCUCACCACAUAUGCUCAAGUCCAAACUUUAUUGGUCAAUGCUAAUCCGACCCAAUUGAUUGUAUUCUACCUUACUGGUUACCCAUGUCCAGCCUGUGCCAUCAUUGCACCACAUGUCAACAAGUGGGUUGCAAAGUUCCCAACUGUUCAAUUCUACCACAUUGAUUUCAACACUGAUGCCGGUCAAAACCAUGAAGCCUGUCAAAUGCCAUCGAUCCCAAUCGCCAGAUGUUUCAAGGACUACACCAACACUGAAAUCAUGAUUGCCGAAUCUGGAGGUACCAACUAUGGUUACAUGGAGACCAUGAUCAACAACAACAAGCCUAGAGAGGUAUCUAUCUUAACCCAAUAA
Messenger RNA from Cavenderia fasciculata, 384 nucleotides. RefSeq lists its product as uncharacterized. NCBI's taxonomy places the organism in Eukaryota, Evosea, Eumycetozoa, Acytosteliales, Cavenderiaceae. Bases 1 to 384 code for a protein of 127 amino acids. The transcript is spliced from 3 exons. The record is from RefSeq and is a predicted model, not a curated record.